Molecule: messenger RNA, 525 nt
Organism: Tyto alba (common barn owl)
Lineage: Eukaryota; Metazoa; Chordata; Aves; Strigiformes; Tytonidae
Product: hemoglobin subunit alpha-2
Exons: 3
Coding region: 53-478 (141 amino acids)
Biological process (GO): oxygen transport; hydrogen peroxide catabolic process
Cellular component (GO): hemoglobin complex; haptoglobin-hemoglobin complex; blood microparticle
Molecular function (GO): organic acid binding; peroxidase activity; oxygen binding
Source: RefSeq, a predicted model, not a curated record
CCCCACAGGCACCGCUGCCACCAAGACCUGCCCUCCGCUGCCAGCCGCCGCCAUGCUGACCGCUGACGACAAGAAGCUGAUCCAGCAGACCUGGGAGAAGGUGGUCGGUCACCAGGAGGCCUUCGGAGCCGAAGCCCUGGAGAGGCUGUUCAUCACCUACCCCUCGACCAAGACCUACUUCCCCCACUUCGACCUGAGCCAUGGCUCCGACCAGAUCCGCGGCCACGGCAAGAAGGUGGUGGCUGCCUUGACCAACGCCGUCAAGAACGUGGACAACCUCAGCCAGGCUCUGUCUGAGCUCAGCAACCUGCAUGCCUACAACCUGCGCGUCGACCCUGUCAACUUCAAGCUGCUGUCGCAGUGCUUCCAGGUGGUGUUGGCUGUGCAUCUGGAAAAGGACUACACCCCUGAGGUGCACGCUGCCUUUGACAAGUUCCUGUCAGCUGUGGCUGCCGUGCUGGCUGAGAAGUACAGAUAAGCUGCCACCUGUGCCCUGGUGCCAUCAAUAAAGACACUUUUGCCGCA